AUGGCGGAGCUGGACUGGCUGGCCAGCGAGUCCGCGCUGGUGGGUGGGUGGGUGAAGACUGGGAGAGAGCAAGGGAAGGAUUCCUUCGCUUUCUUGGAGUUGAACGACGGGUCAUGUCCAGCCAACCUUCAGGUUAUCGUGGAUGCUGGUGUAGCAGAUCUGAGCACGCUUGUGCAGACUGGGACUUGCGUGUCUGUCGAGGGCUUGCUUAAGGUCCCUCCCGAGGGUACAAAGCAGAAGAUUGAGCUCCGUGUUGAAAGGGUUCUCCAUGUAGCCCCCACCGAUCCUGCCAGGUAUCCGAUUCCCAAAACGAAGCUCUCCCUUGAGUUUUUGAGGGAUCAUAUUCACCUUCGGCCCCGAACUAACACGAUUUCUGCAGUUGCUCGAAUUCGUAAUGCACUUGCUUUUGCAACACACUCUUUCUUUCAAGAGCAUGGUUUCCUGUACAUUCACACCCCAAUUAUCACUACAAGUGAUUGUGAAGGUGCUGGUGAAAUGUUUCAAGUUACAACCUUGAUCAGUGAAGCUGACAAGCGCGAUAAGGAGCUCAUUCAGAAUCCUCCUCCUACCGAGGCUGAUGUAGAAGCUGCCAAGCUUACUGUUAAGGAGAAAGGUGAGAUUGUUGCUAAACUCAAAACUGCCAAGGCAACUAGGGAGGAUAUUAGUGCUUCAGUGGCUCAAUUAAAAAUAGCCAAAGAGAACCUCUCAAGCCUGGAGGAAAGAGCUAAGCUUAAACCUGGUAUUCCUAUAAAAGAUGGCAAGAUGGAUUAUGGUCAAGAUUUCUUUUCCCGUCAAGCAUUUUUGACAGUGUCCGGCCAGCUUCAAGUUGAAACCUAUGCAUGUGCUGUCUCUAGUGUCUAUACAUUUGGACCAACUUUUAGAGCUGAGCAUUCUCACACUUCAAGGCAUUUGGCUGAGUUCUGGAUGGUGGAGCCUGAAAUAGCAUUUGCAGAUCUUCAGGAUGACAUGAACUGUGCAGAGGCAUAUGUGAAAUAUAUGUGCCAAUGGUUACUUGACAAGUGCUUCGAUGACAUGGAACUUAUGGCUAAGCUUUAUGACAAAGGUUGUAUUGAUCGUCUAAGGAUGGUUUCUUCAACCCCUUUCGAGCGUAUUUCUUACACAGAAGCUGUACGACUGCUCGAGGAGUCAGUGAGAGGUGGUAAGGAGUUUGAGAAGAAUGUGGAAUGGGGGAUUGAUCUGGCAUCUGAGCAUGAAUGGUAUGCAUAA
Messenger RNA from Dovyalis caffra, 1227 nucleotides. Lineage: Eukaryota; Viridiplantae; Streptophyta; Magnoliopsida; Malpighiales; Salicaceae. The record is from the annotation of a GenBank genome assembly.